GUCAGCCUUAACGUCCUGCUCAGCUCUGAAUGUACACCCGUUCCGUAUUUACACACGGACUUUCAGGUUCUCGACAGGAAAGGAAAAGUCUACACGCAUCUUCAAGGUCUUAAGCUCUGGAAGCCCAUAUCAGGUAGCAGAGAUGCAACCCCCUCCUCGCAAUGUCCCUCCUGGAGCUUUUGGCCCACCUCCACCUUCCUCUGGUGGGCCAAAUGCAUUUAGGAGAGUUCGACCCCACAAGCAUGGAACAAUCGCUCCCAUGGCAGCACCUGCUCCACCUGCACAACCAAUGACUAACCCCUUUGCCUUUCCUGGGCAAGGCUUUCCACCACAGCCAGUGGGCAGCCAAGUUCCUCCUCCAAACAGUAGUCCUCUUCCUAUGCAAGGCCCUCCCCCAGCAUCUUUUAGCCAGGCUGCACCAAUUCAAGGCACAUCAUCAGGGACACCAGUGUCAUUUCUUGGUCCUUCACAUAAUUUUUCCACUCCUCAUUUCCAUCCUUCCGGACCUUCACCUCCAUCAAACUCGCCUCCUUCUGAACCCGGCUAUUUCAACUCCCAAGAAUCAAUGCCCUACAUUUCACAGUUGCCUAACUCCAAUCCUGCUUUCAGCACUGGCGUACUGUAUCCUCCUGCAGCCUCAACACCACCAGUUCAGAGUAACCCUCCAUCACAACCCACACCCCCUGCUCAUUCUCACUCGGUGCCAGAUCACAGAAGCCGACCCCCUUCAGUGCAGAACUAUUUCCAGCCAACCACUGAUCCACCUCAAUCAUUUUAUGCGCCUCCCCAGACACAAGCCCCACCUCUUAACCCGGCUUCCCAUCCUGGUCCACCUCAGCCGCACUCUCAGAAUCACGGUCAGUCCGCUUUACCUAAUAUGAGUUGGCCACCGAAUACCCAGCAACAGAGUUAUUUUAGUCAAACGGACAGAGCCGCAGAGCCAUGGUUUAGUCAGGUUCCACAAGACCCCUCACAGCAUGCCUCUUCCCUUCCGUACACUGUUCCAUCUGGUGACCCUGGAACAUUGUCUAUGUUCUUCAAGGGCAAUGAUGUAGAAAAUGAAGAGACUCUUUCUGGGGAGGGUCGUGUAAAUGGGAUCUCCCACCCUCCAAAUGAAAAGCCAGUAAAUGAAGCCCAUACACCAUUGUUAAAUGAUACUGGCAAAACUGGAGUGGCUGCAGGUUCAAGUGACUCUGUUGAGAAUCUGGAAUGUGUCCCAAACCAAGAAGUCCUACCUAAUAAAUCACCACCAAGCCAGUCUUAUGAGGCAGGACCAAACUUUGAGGCACCUGAUACUGCACAGCGCCCAGCACGUUCAGCAAGUGUCUCAUCAAGCUACAGCAAUGUCAGUCAUGGCAGUGGUCAUGCCUCUCAUAGUGGUGUCCAACCUCAUCGGCGGCAUCAGGGCGUCGUCGGAACGUUUAUCCAACAAGAAAGUCCUCGCCCCCCUGAUCGACCUGCAUCUCAUUCCUCAGCAGGUGGUUACUUUGAACAGAUAGAUUCUGCUCUCGCUUCAGAGCCGAGUCCCACAUUCCCCACACCUAGUCCUCCGAAACCAGUAGGAGUGUUCCAGGCGAGCGCUAACUCGUCUUUCGAGCCGGUGCGAUCACACGUCGGAGUCAGACCAGUCGAAGUUGACCGUGCUAGAAUGGUUAUGGAAAAGAAAGGAGUUGAUGUGUUGCCUGGAAACUUGGAGCAGCCUCCGGACAAUAUGGAAACGAUAUUCGUCCCAGGUGGACCGGAUCACAGGCCUUCGUCUCGAACCCAAGGACCACGACGAGCUUGUGAUAGUCCUGCUACAACUCUCUGGGCUCAGAGUGAUGCUGCUAAUCUUGGUGCUAAUAUUUUAUUAGCACCUGCAGCACCUCCUUUGGUGAAUGCCGUUGCUCCUGUGCGUCAGCCUAGUUCAGAGGUCAUCCAGCCACCAGAAGAUGGACCCUUGGAUUUGAAGCCUCCCAGGGUCUCACAGCCUCACUCUGAGAACCUUGAGAACCCGCCAGAUUCGGCGUCUCAGGCAAGUCAGGGCUAUGCUUCUUUGCUAGUGUCCACACCUCCUACAGAGGCUUUUAACCAACCUGUGAUGAUUGCACCACCUUCUUCCAGUUACAGCAUGGUUUCCUCUCAAAUCCCUGCACAUACGACUAGACAGAUAAGCCCCAAAGAAGCCACCUCACCUGUUCAGCCACCUUCUCAAGCCCUCGUGGAGAAUCAAUUACCACAGGUUCACCUAUUAACCAAUCAACCGCCUUCUCAGACACCAAUGAGCUUUUACCUGCCUUUUAGCCAGAGUCUAUUAAACCUGGCACAGGAUGCAACUACUGUCCAACCAGCCCGCCCUCCUGUUAUGAGAAGUCAAUCAGUGAGUAGUGAAAGUCAAGCUGUUCCUCCUCCCAAUUCCCAAAUUCAGUCUUCUGCUUCUGCCACCAAUCAGAACCAGCUUUCAAAUUUUCAGUUGCUUGACUUUUCUAUGCACCAACCACAGAGCACAAAUCAGACCUACUCUCACACAACUCCUUCUCAGGCUCCUCAGGCUCAAGUAAAUAACGCAGCUGGCUUCUACCUCCAGGUCACAAAGGAUGCACAGCAAAGUGCACGAUCUGAUAGUGAGCCUCCGUUCCAGCCACCAGCCCUGAAUCCCCCCAGGGUUCCUAGUAAUCAAUCUGCCAAUGAUCCCUCUCGCCCCAUGCACCCAGCCCAGCCAGGUUCAUCUCAACAUCAGCUUCCACCUCAAGUCACACCUGUUUCGCAGUCUGCCCCACAACCUGCAUAUCCUGCUCAGCCUGGAGGUUCUGUUGCUUCAAACGACCCCCAGCGUCCUCCAUCUGCAUCUAGUAGUCAGCAUGGUUAUGGUGGCCCACCUCCCAUGCCUCCUGGGCCUGGAUAUGGCAGUUACUACCCAGAAUACCAGGAUGGAAAGCCUGCCUACCCACCUCAGUUCCCACAAAUGGACCCAAGGGCUCAAAACUACUAUCAGGAGGAUCCGUAUCGAAGAGCUGAUCCCCGUUAUGGUCGUUACAAUGGACCAAACCCUGGUUAUCGGGAGCCAGAGCGACAACCAGAGAGGCCAAGUUCUAGGACUAGUCAGUACUCUGACCGACCCAACUCCAGUGGGAGGGAGGAAACCGGAGCUCCCGGAGGAAACCCACACAGACACGGGGAGAACAUGCAAACUCCGCAGGGGUAUCCUGAGGAUUUCUCGAGGUCUAACCGCAGUGCCUAUGAAGACUACUAUGCAAGCUAUUACAAGCAGUACAUGGAUCAAACCAGAUGGUAUGACCCCAAUGCUGUUUACGAUCCCCGGUAUCGUAGUUACUAUGACCAGGUCUACAACUGGUAUAACUAUGAUCCUGAGGCCUACAGGAGAGCUGAUCCUUACUACAGUCAGCAGUAUUCCAGCAGACGUGAAGGAUAUGAUGACCCUUGGCGUUACUACCCCGGCUAUGAUUCCAGCUUCGACGACGAAUACCGGCGAAGAGACGCCUACGGAGACGAGCUAGAUCGGCGGUCCGUGCACAGUGAGAGAUCGACACACAGCCGCCGCAGCAGCUUCAGCUCACGCUCCCAGCAGAGUCAGGUAUACAGAAGUCAGCCGGAUCUAGUUGCUGCGAGUUAUGAUGCCACAGCAGGCACAAUGCCAGUAGAUUAUUCCUACAGUCAGUUUCCUAACCAAUCAGAAGCUCCGAGCUACAGUCAGUAUGAUGCCACCGACAACACCUGGACUGCCCCUGAAGAAGCCCCUCCGAGGCCUCUGACUCCAGAGAAGUUUUCAGUUCCUCAUUGCUGUGCUAGAUUCGGUCCAUCAGGCCAACUGAUCUUUGUUCAGCCCAACUUGCCCUCAGCCGGACAGCCUGCUCUUGUCGAGCUCCAUAGCAUGGAGACAAUAAUGCAGGAUUCUCCUGAGCAGACUGAGUUACGAGCCUUCCCAGGACCGCUCUUUAAGGACGAGACACACAAGGUGGACGUCAUAAAGUUUGCCCAGAACAAAGCUCAGGAGUGCAUGCGCAGUGAUGACCUCAUCGACAAGGACUCUGCCUUCCUCAUCUGGGAGUUCAUCGUACUGCUUUGUCGACAGAAUGGGACUGUAGUAGGCACAGACAUCGCUGAUCUGCUGCUUAAGGAGCAUCGCUCUGUGUGGUUGCCGGGGAAAUCGCCCAACGAGGCGAACCUCAUCGACUUCAACAACGAGGCGCUAGACCAGCCGGAGGAGGAGCAAUCAGGGCCGCUGUCUCUCCUAUCGGACACCUUCAUGGGCGUGGCCGAAAACGUUGGCAAAGAGACCGAACGCUUCCGAGAGCUCCUGCUGUUCGGCAGGAAAAAGGAUGCUCUCGAAGCUGCUAUGAAGAACGGGCUUUGGGGUCAUGCUCUGCUCCUGGCCAGUAAAAUGGACAACAGAACACAUGCAAAAGUCAUGACAAGGUUUGCCAACAGUCUUCCCAUUAACGAUCCACUGCAGACGGUCUACCAGCUCAUGUCAGGCAGAAUGCCUGCUGCUGCCACGUGUUGUGGGGAUGAGAAAUGGGGGGACUGGCGCCCCCAUCUGGCUAUGGUGCUCUCCAACCUCACUCACACCCUGGAACUGGAUACACGCACCAUAACAACAAUGGGAGACACACUAGCUUCCAAAGGUCUGGUCGAUGCUUCUCAUUUCUGUUACUUGAUGGCUCAAGUGGGUUUUGGUGUCUACACCAAGAAGAGCACCAAGAUGGUUCUUAUUGGCUCCAACCACAGUUUUCCAUUUGUGAGGUUCUGUACUACAGAAGCUAUCCAGAGAACAGAAGCAUAUGAGUACGCCCAGUCUCUGGGUUCUCAUUCUUUGUCAAUGCCCAACUUUCAGGUGUUUAAGUUCAUCUACGCUUGCCGUCUGGCAGAAGCUGGACUUUGUGCUCAGGCCUUCCAUUACUGUGAGAUCAUUUCACGCGCAGUGCUGAUUUUACCUGACUGCUAUUCGUUCCUGUUCAUGAGUCAACUUAUACAGCUUUCUGAGCGACUGAGGUUUUUUGACCCCCAGCUUAAGGAGAAGCCAGAGCAAGAGCUCUUCCAGGAGCCGGACUGGUUACUACAUCUUAAAGGUCUCAGCAAUCAGGUUAAGGAUGGUGUGGCAACGACGCACAGAGGACGCAGCACUUCUCAGCAUUCUGUUUGUACUACAUCGAGCAUUGAGGAACAGUCCAGCCCAGCUGACCCUCACAACCCUCUAAUGACCUCCCUUAUGCCACCGACAGGCCAGCCCUCACAGGGGGUGCAGCUCAUGCCACCAGCCCCAACCACUGUUUUGCCAGAAGGUGCAGUCCCUUUCCACCAUGGCCCUCCUCCCAGUGAGGGUAUCCCGUUUUACCCACCAGCCUCUGUUCCACCCCAGCCUGGUUUUAUCCUUGAGAACCAGGAGUCGUACCAGCCCAUGCAAACCCAAAGUACCACUCUUCCACCUUCCAGCAUGCCUCCGCAAAUACCCCUUUACCAGCCUAUGGAAAUGCCCCCUCAGAUGAAUCCUCAGAUGAAUCUUCAGAUGAAUCCUCAGAUGAAUCCUCAAAUGAAUCCUCAGAUGAACCUUCAAAUGAAUCCUCAAAUGCCUGGAGUGGAAUCUACACCUACUCCACCCUCUCCACAGCAGUUUCCUCAGUCGUCACCCACUUCCUACGGUCCUGCUACUUCCCAAAUGGACUUCUAUGACAAUAUGGUAAAGAUGAGUACAGGAAGAAGAUCCAGAACCACAUCACAGUCAUCAGCACACAUGGCUCCUGGGCGUCGCUCUCGCGCUACAUCAGAGUCAUCCACUCAUUCAGGGGGACGAGACCGCAGCAACUCCAUAGCCAGUCUGGCUUCACCUCCUCCACCUCCAAUUCCAGAAGCUCCACCCCAGGAGGAGCCCAAGAAAACCAAAAGAGAGUCACCUAAAAAGGGGGGAGGUGGAGGCAUCUUAAGCUGGUUGUAUCGCAGAGGCAAAAACGAAGUUCACCUGCCAGAUGACACAGACAAAUCUAUUUUUUGGGAUAAUGAGAAAGGAAGAUGGGUGAAUCGGGAUGAACCAGAAGAGGAGGCUAAACCGCCUCCUCCUCCUCCCUCGAUGUUUCCAAAAGCGCCAAUGGGCGGUGCCGGGAUGGGACCUGGAAUGGGUGGGCCACCAGCUGGACCAGGGGCAGGACCCCCAGUUAAUAUCUUCUCCAGGAAAGCAGGCACUAAGCCUCGCUAUGUGGAUGUGAUGAAUCCGGGUCGUGGGUCUUCGAAACCAGCUCCUUCUGUCGCACCUCCUGCAGAUCUUUUUGCCCCUCUUGCACCCAUGGCUAUGCCCGCAAACCUCUUUGUUCCCUCUGCAGCACCAGUUGAGCAGCAGCCUUUGGAAGGAAGUGUUCCAGAAAACAGUGAUGGUACAGAACACACCCAGCCCAACGCAGCAGUUCCACAGAUGUUUAAUCCAACUCUCUUGCCUUCGGGCCUGGAGGGCACCCAGUCAGGAGAGCUCUCACGUUCUAGCUCAAUGAGUUCUUUAUCACGAGAAGUGAGUCAACAUUUAAACCAGCUGCCUGCCCAGGGAGCUCCGCCCUCAGGGGGUGUGACUUUCUACAACCCCUCACAGUUUGCACAGGCUGCUCCUCGUGCUCGUCCAGGCAGGUUGGGGCAGCGCGAGUACCCGACGAUGAAAUAAUGAAGUAGAUCUGUGGUUGCAGAUCUAGCUGUGUUCUUACAUCCAGUCAGACUGAAUUAUUGACCCAAGAUUGAAGAAUUGCUUGUGUCUGGCCUCCCAGUCUUCACCACCAACACAACGUUUGUGAAUUUUCCUCGACAAGGUGUAUGAUGUUCCGAACAGGGAAGAAAAAUCACCCUAACCCACACUAAAGUGCUACCCAUUUCCAUUUCUGUCCGAUCUCUUUUCUUUUCUUCCUCUUUUCCCUGUGUAUUGACUGGAAUGCUCUCGUGAGUGUGUUCUUUAAGUGCAAUAAUGAUGUGUAGCUUUGAGUCAGACGUCUCUAAUGGAUCCCAAGCGCGUGCGUUUCAGCCCCGUGUUUGUACCAGGGACGGGAGUGCCGACGGGACGUGGCCAGUGCAGGGUGUGCGGUCCUUCUGCCUGCUUUCAUCCGAGGGUCAUUGGAAGAUUUUAGAUAUUUAUUACGGCUUCCUGUUGGAACGAGAAGCGUUUAGACUAUAUUUUAUUUUUAAUCACAACUCCUCCCAGGCUGUACGUCCGAAUUAAUAUUUAUACAGUAGUAAGUGUGCGAUCAACAUCUGUCCCUAUUCUUUUGGAUCAGUCUUUAAUUUCUGUAUCUGGAUGCUUACUGUACCCAUUUAACCUAUUUUUCCAUAUUCUCUAACCCUUGUUGUAUUUUGAUUGCGUAACUCGUUCCAAUGGCAACAAUGAGGAUUUUUUUGUAAUUCCAAAGAAUUACUCUUACUCACUUUAAAGGAAGCCUGGAGUUUUCCAUUGUGUUUCAAAUCAACUGUAUAAUGAAGCAAAAGAAACAGUGAUACAAAUAAACAUAUUUUUGAGCUCUUUA
Molecule: messenger RNA, 7490 nt
Organism: Trichomycterus rosablanca
Lineage: Eukaryota; Metazoa; Chordata; Actinopteri; Siluriformes; Trichomycteridae
Gene: sec16a
Product: SEC16 homolog A, endoplasmic reticulum export factor
Exons: 32
Coding region: 143-6643 (2166 amino acids)
Biological process (GO): Golgi organization; COPII vesicle coat assembly; autophagy
Cellular component (GO): ER to Golgi transport vesicle membrane; endoplasmic reticulum exit site
Source: RefSeq, a predicted model, not a curated record